AUGGGCCUGUCCAGCGGGCUGCCGGAGGGCGGCACCAGCCAGCCUGCGGCCAGCGGAGCAGCGCUGCUGGGCAACGGCACGCAGUCGGGCAGCGGCACCCAAGCCAGCCUGCUGCAGAGCGGACAGGACGGCGCAGCCCAGGGCAUGGAGAUGCAGAGCGCGGAACAGCCUGCAGUGUUUGCAUUGACGAUUAGCGGCAUUUACAAUUAG
Messenger RNA from Chlorella variabilis, 210 nucleotides. RefSeq lists its product as hypothetical. NCBI's taxonomy places the organism in Eukaryota, Viridiplantae, Chlorophyta, Trebouxiophyceae, Chlorellales, Chlorellaceae. The record is from RefSeq and is a predicted model, not a curated record. The transcript has 2 exons. The coding region runs from base 1 to 210 and encodes 69 amino acids.